Messenger RNA from Acanthoscelides obtectus, 1629 nucleotides. The record is from the annotation of a GenBank genome assembly. Lineage: Eukaryota; Metazoa; Arthropoda; Insecta; Coleoptera; Chrysomelidae.
AUGGCACCGAAGAAACCAAAAGCCAAUGUAAAUGAGGAGAACAGUUUGUUAGGUAGUUUGGAUGAAAGUGAGUCACCACAGUGUAGUGAGUUAAAAAAUAUGGUGAAUAACUUAGCAGAUGAUUUCAAAAGGUUACAGACGUCUUUAUCUGGGGGUAGUAGGCAAUAUGUUGGUCUGUGGAGGGACCUGGGGGGUCACACUUUGACAUUUGUGCCUAAUGGACCAGUGCAUCCAAUGAACUUUUUAAGAAAAAUUAUGCAUAUCUUGGAUGAGGCUGGGGUGCCUGAAACCGCAAGGUUAAAACUAGUAACAGGGUGUUUGAGGGGCUCGGCUGCUGAGUGGGCGGAAAUCAAGGAGGAUUCUUUUGACUCAUUUCAGAGUUUCAUUGAUGCUUUCAUGGAUAGGUACUGGGGGGUUAAAGAACAACGUGCAUUGUACUAUGAAAUAAAGUAUGGUAAAUUUCGAUCAGGUAGCAGGGCAGAUUAUGUUCUCCGGAUGGCAAAACUAGCCAGUUUUUUGACAGACAAAAUUUCUGAGAGUGAGUUAGUGAGGUUUUUGUCACAGCAUUUUACACAAGAGCCAGAGAUUCAUAGGGCAGUUUUAAUUCAAAAUAUGAAAACCAUAGAGGAACUUGAAGGAUUUCUAAGAAAUUUAGAUGAGGUUGAUGCUACUAGUCGUGAUAGAAGAAAUGAAGGGAGAGGGGGGUACAAUCCACCAAAUCAUAAUGGUAAUCGAAAUUUUAGGCAAGAUGCUCAGGGAGAAAAUAACAGAAAUGAUCAGGAUAGGGCUAUCAGAUUUAUAGAUGUGGGAGAGGAUUUAUUGAGUGAAAUUGAGGAUGGUGGAGAUGGUGAUGAAGGACACCAGAUGAUUUCCUCAACUGUGAAAGGUAAUGUUUAUGGUGAAGAAGUAAACAUAUUACUAGACUCAGGUAGUCAAUGUUGUGCGAUAUCUGAUGAAUUUUACAAGAAAAUAAAUUCUGAUGAAAAUGGUAUAUUGGUAUUGCCGGUGGUAAAUUUCUCAGUUACGGGGGCAGUCGGUAAAAAGCAACAGCGAAUUAAGCAACAGGUUUUAGUGAAAAUCGAAAUUGGGGGGUGUGUGUUUGAAAUCCCUUGCAUAGUGGUGCCACAUUUGAACCGUUCGGUUAUUUUAGGAAGCGAUUGGUUUUUAAAGGAACAUGUCAAACUUGAUUAUGAUGAUUUAGUUUUAGCUGUUGAUGAAAAAAGUUUAAAGGUGAGAAUUCAGUUGGAAAGAAGGGAUGAGGCUCAGUUAUCGAUUAAUUUUCUACAAGAAGGACAAAUGAAGGAUAGGAAUAGACAUCGUUAUACAGAUUUCGAGAUAAAAGAAGUGGUUACUAAGGCGGAAUCGUUUGAUGAAAGGGAAAAACCGGGACAGUUGCUCACGGUGGAUUUAAUGGGUCCUCUGCCACCGUCGCGAGGGGGCGCUACACAGCUAUUUGUGGUGGUUAAAUUUACUUGUUUUAUAAUGGAUCUUUGGCUUAAAACAGGUGUUUUGAAGAAAACAGCGAUUUCAGCUACAGAUGCAGAAAUGCAGGGAUCUAACUCCAACAGGUACGGAUUUGUACAUUUUAAGGUAGGGGAAAUACGGGUAAAAUGGGAUACUUACGUUUGA